AUGAGUGGGACUAGACCGGGGAAGUCGUUGACAAAGUACAAGAUUGUGUUCUUGGGUGAACAAGGUGUCGGCAAGACAUCUCUAAUUACAAGGUUCAUGUAUGAUACCUUUGAUGAUCAUUAUCAAGCGACAAUCGGCAUUGAUUUUCUUUCGAAAACCAUGUAUUUGGAUGACAAGACUAUCAGAUUGCAACUUUGGGAUACUGCGGGUCAGGAGAGAUUUAGAUCACUGAUACCUUCAUAUAUAAGAGACUCAAGAGUCGCAAUAGUGGUCUAUGAUAUUACCAAGAAGAAAUCUUUUGAGUUCAUCGACAAAUGGAUAGAAGAUGUAAAGAAUGAAAGAGGUGAAGAGAACGUAAUACUGUGUAUCGUUGGGAACAAGAGCGACUUGGCGGACGAGAGGCAAGUAUCCACUGAAGAAGGUGAGGCUAAGGCCAAGUUGUUGGGCGCGAAGAUCUUUAUGGAGACAUCAACGAAAGCGGGCCAUAAUGUGAAGAACCUCUUCAAGAAAAUCGCCAAAUCAUUACCCGAGUUCCAAGAAGGUCAACACGCUGGAGCUCUGGAAGGGGAUAAUUCCAACGAAGUGGGCAAAAAAGAAGCUAAUGGGUCCGGUGUCAUUGACAUUACUACUACUGAAGAUCAAGCCCAAGGUGGUGGAUGCCAGUGUUGA
Molecule: messenger RNA, 669 nt
Organism: Torulaspora delbrueckii
Lineage: Eukaryota; Fungi; Ascomycota; Saccharomycetes; Saccharomycetales; Saccharomycetaceae
Gene: YPT6
Product: Rab family GTPase YPT6
Exons: 1
Coding region: 1-669 (222 amino acids)
Molecular function (GO): GTP binding; GTPase activity
Source: RefSeq, a predicted model, not a curated record